This is a messenger RNA of Ceutorhynchus assimilis (cabbage seed weevil), 3133 nucleotides long. The record is from the annotation of a GenBank genome assembly. NCBI's taxonomy places the organism in Eukaryota, Metazoa, Arthropoda, Insecta, Coleoptera, Curculionidae.
GCGAGAUAGGUUUAAAUCAUUUACCUGAGAUAUUUAAGACAGUUUAUUUACUGACAGUUAGUUCCUAGCAAAGUGUCGUGAGUUGUGUUUGACAACACCUGUUCCGUUUGACAUUCACGCAUGCGAGUUUUUAUUCAAAAUCCGUUCAAUCUGGAUAGCUAUUUUUCCCGCCAACCUUCAAACACAUGUGAACUCAGUCCGAGGCGACCAAUUCCAAGAGAUAUUGCGAUAUUGACAAGUAAAAUUACAGCAGACAUUUUGGGUGGAAUCCAGCCUAAAAUAUCGAAAUAGUUAUGAAUAUCAAAAACAAUGGAACAUUCCGUACUGGUAGUUUUGACAACAACGAAAAGUCUGAUGGACUGGAGCAGAAGAAUACCACAACGACAACGCUUAGCAUAUCACCUAAGUUUAAUUUCUUGAAUGAACAGGACGGUUGUAAUAAAAAAGGUUUGGAUAAACAGAAGUCCGUUGAGUCGGGAAUAUGUUCUGCAAGUGAAUGUGAAGCUAUAUUGGACAGAGAAAAAUGGUACUAUGUCGCCAUCCAAAUAUUUAUACCAUUUAUGAUAGCUGGUGCGGGUACUAUAGGAGCCGGAGUGGUACUUGGAAAAGUAGAGAAAUACCCGGUAUUCCGGGAAAUAAGAGCGCUGUUCAUUUUGGUGCCAGCUCUUCUGGGUCUAAAAGGAAAUUUAGACAUGUGCCUUGCCUCAAGAUUAUCCACACAAGCAAACUUGGGCAACAUGAAAGGAAAAAAAGAGGUUUUUAGGAUGAUUGUCGGCAAUAUUGGACUUGUGCAAAUUCAAGCGAUAGUAGCAUCCUGUAUCGUGUCUCUGUUUGCUAUUGGCGCGUCCGCCAUUUUAAAUGGAAAGUUCACUUGGAGCCAUGCCUAUCUGUUAUCAGUCUGUUCAGUGCUAACAGCGACUUUGUCUUGCUUUGUGUUAGACAUUGUCCUUAUAUGCGUGAUUUUCAUUUCACACAAAUUGAAAUUAAAUCCGGACAAUUUAGCAACACCGUUAGCAGCAAGUAUUGGUGAUGUCGUAUCUCUAUUAACUUUGUCCGUUUGGGCUAGGUUAUUGUUCACUAUAAGUGAUUCUCAUCAAUGGGUUAUGUUCGCUAUUUUGGCAAUUUACGUAUUUCUGAUCCUGCCAGGAUGGAUAUUGAUCGUUAGAAAAAAUGACUACACCAAGAAAGUUCUUUACAGGGGAUGGACUCCUGUCUUGUCUGCAUUGUUCAUUAGCGGUGCUGGUGGUUUGGUUUUGGACCAAGCAGUGAAUCAAUUCCAAGGAUAUGUAAUAUUCCAACCUAUAAUUAAUGGAAUUGGUGGAAACUUAGUCUCUGUGCAAGCCAGUAGAACCUCGACUAUGCUUCACAAGACAUCAAUUAAGGGAGUUAUUCCACUUCAUAGCAAGCAGUGGGUCGCCCCGUGGACAGCAUUAAUUAGUGGAGUAUUUCCUGCAAAAACAGCAAGGCUUCUGCUAGCUAUGUCAAUUCCUGGACAAAUAAUUUUCGUAAUAUCAGCUGAUCUGAUGUCUAAUGGUGGUACUCUCAUGGCAAGGGCUCCAUUCAUAGCUUGCUAUCUUGGUGUGAGUAUUAUUCAGCUGAUGAUUCUACUAUAUACUGCGCAUAUUAUGGUACAUACGAUGUGGAAAUUCAAAAUGGAUCCUGAUAACUCAGCUAUACCAUACUUGACAGCCCUAGGUGAUCUUCUGGGCUCAACUUUACUUUGGUUAGCAUUUAUGUUUAUAGAAGCUAUAGGUCAACCAUACAUUGCACCGAAAAAAUAACAUUAAAACUCAGUUCGAGAGUGACUGAUGAUAUAAUGUAGAAAUCAUGGCUGUGCAGAUACCUAUAUAUUGAUAAUGUGUUUAGCCAUUUAAGGUGUAUAAAUUUAAGCUAUCAAUGAAAGAAAUGACUAAUUUGAGUUAGAACUAAAAUUAGGCUACCUACUUACCUACCUACUUAUUUUGCAGUUAUACAUCAGACCUAUUAUUUUUAUUAUUAUGAAAUUUAUUUGUAGAAAUUAAGUUGACAUAAAAUACUACAACCGAGUGUGAAGAAAACAAAAGGUUCGCUUUAACGCCACUUUUUGGUGGGUGUUAUUCAUUUGACACACCAGUCCUGUCCGACAAUUGGUGUAUUUUUGGUUUUCGAGGUAUUUUCUGACUUUUUCAAAGACCCUUAAUAUAAUGUAAGGAGAAAUAAAGAAAAAAAUAGGAAUUGGGUUUUUGCUUGUUAUAGCAAAAGCAUUAUUUCCUUAUAGACUCUUGUCUUCCGGAGACAGUCAGGCAAUUCCUUAAAUAAAUUAUAAAUCAAAUCAAAGCCAUUGUCACAAGAGAAAACUUAUUGAUAUAGCAGGAAUAUAGGAAAAAUGUAAGCAAAUACAAAAACCAAAUUGAAACCCAAGAAUUUUCAAGAAUGAAAACACAGAAGUAAUCUUAACAUCAGCGCAAGAGAAAAUUUGACUUUAUAAAAUAAUAGAAGAAUAACAAAAACUUUCCAUUCGUAUCUCAAAUUUUACCUCAAAUUCUUUAAAAAAAGCUACUUACUUCUUUCUUUCUGUCUUGUGCUUUUUCAUUUUUACGCUGUUGCCAAAUAAUUCUAAUAAUUAGCCAAGAUUCGUUCCAGAUUUUAUGGGUCACCUUAUCUUUAAGGUUAACCCUAAAGCCAAGCAUCUGCUUGACUUAGAUUGUUUUAAAAAAAAAUCGGUGCGAAUGGCUUUUUAUGUCGGAACUCAUUUCUUAGCUGAUCUCCGGAUUUUAACGAUACAUCGAUUAAAUGACCUCUUAUUUACCUCAGCGGAAUUGAAAACAUAUUCCACUGAUUUUUUUCUCGUUUGGUCAGCAAAAUUUUAAUUUUGAUUGAUUUGAAUCUGGAUUUUAAGUUUGUUCUCAUAGAUAUUAAUUUUAGGGUAAAUUUAUGUUGUUAAACACCUAAUAAUAAGUAUGGUUUACAUGUAUUAUUACAGCCAAGUAUUAAAAAACGCCCAUAAUGUCUCUGUUUAUUUGUGAUAAAAAUGAAGACAUGUUAAGAAUAGUGAUUAUUCCUAAGUUUUAGUUUUUUUUUUUAAAUAUGUUCAACUCAAGAAAUAAUUAUAAGAAAUUCAAAUGUUUGUAGUUUUAAUAAAUAAUUAUAAACA